Molecule: messenger RNA, 1378 nt
Organism: Cajanus cajan (pigeon pea)
Lineage: Eukaryota; Viridiplantae; Streptophyta; Magnoliopsida; Fabales; Fabaceae
Product: ferritin-3, chloroplastic
Biological process (GO): intracellular iron ion homeostasis; iron ion transport
Cellular component (GO): cytoplasm
Molecular function (GO): ferrous iron binding; ferric iron binding
Source: RefSeq, a predicted model, not a curated record
AAAUAUGAAUGCAGAACUUGUGAUCCAUCCAAUAUUCUCCCACUUCAGAGGAAGAGGGUUAUAGAAGAGUGAGGAAUCGGUGAAUUCAUAACUAGAUAAUCUUAUUGUUGCGGAAAAGUUGGAUGAAUCAAUUCUUAAAAAAAAGUCAAACUAAUCUGAACAGUUAAUUAUUCUCUAAUUAAUCUUAUUAUAAGGAAAAAUAUUGAAAACUACUAGCACACUUCACGUUCAGUUGCACAAUUUGCUCCAAACCAUUCUUGUGUUUCUCUCUAUCUUCUUCUGAAUCUUCUGACCAUGCUCUUGGGAAGUUCUUCAUCCAUCUAUGCUUCUCUCUCUGAUAGAGCAAAGCUUGUUCCUUCUCUGUCUUCCUCUGCACCUUUUUUCAACUCUGUGAAGGGUGUGAGAUUUUCCAGGAGAAAUGUGGGUUAUGGGGUUGUGGCUAUGGCCUCAAAGGAGGCUAAGAACCAACAGGUUUUGGAUAUAGCGUUUGAACCUUUUGAGGAAGUGAAAAAAGAGCUUCUUGUCAUCCCCACACUGCCCCAUGCAUCACUGGCAAGACAAAAAUACUCUGAUCAGUGCGAGGCUGCACUCAAUGCACAGAUCAAUGUGGAAUACAAUGUCUCCUACGUGUAUCAUGCCAUGUAUGCCUACUUCGACAGAGACAAUGUUGCUCUGAAGGGAUUGGCCAAAUUUUUCAAGGAAUCAAGUGUGGAGGAAAGACAACAUGCUGAGAUGAUGAUGGAAUAUCAGAAUAAGAGAGGAGGCAGGGUUCAGCUGCAGACAAUGCUGAUGCCAUUUUCUGAGUUUGAUGACGAAGAAAAGGGUGAUGCAUUACAUGCAAUGGAACUUGCAUUGUCUUUGGAAAGGCUGAAUAAUGAGAAGCUUCUAAAUUUGCACAGCUUAGCAAAUGAAAACAAUGAUGUGCAAUUGGUUGACUUUCUUGAAAGCACGUUUUUGGUUGGUCAGGUGGAAGACAUUAAGAAGAUCUCAGAAUAUGUGGCUCAGUUAAGAAGGGUUGGCAAAGGACAUGGUGUUUGGCACUUUGAUCAGAUGCUCCUUAAUGGAGAUGUAGCUGCAUGAUUUAUCUACAAUAUUUCCCAUUAGCAUUUAAGCAGAAAACUUUAUUCCCAUGAACUCAGAUGCAUAUUUUCAACAAUCUCGUUACUGUUUUUGAUUUGUCCUAGUUUUCUUUUAUUGCUUUUAUUUGAAAUGUUAGUCUAGUCAAAUUAGUUAGGUUUGAAUCUCAGUAAAUGUGAGGCUUCUCCUUUUGCAUAAAUGUGUUUAGUCAUUUGAACAAAGAUGGUAUAUGUUACUCCAAUAUUAGAUGAUUAUUGCCAAUGCCAAAUGCAAACUAAUGAAGCUAUUCAUUGAGCUUGAA